This is a messenger RNA of Scleropages formosus (Asian bonytongue), 1916 nucleotides long. RefSeq names its product butyrophilin subfamily 1 member A1-like. Gene Ontology annotation, molecular function: signaling receptor binding. Gene Ontology annotation, cellular component: external side of plasma membrane. The transcript is spliced from 10 exons. The record is from RefSeq and is a predicted model, not a curated record. Gene Ontology annotation, biological process: T cell receptor signaling pathway; regulation of cytokine production. Bases 143 to 1594 code for a protein of 483 amino acids. NCBI's taxonomy places the organism in Eukaryota, Metazoa, Chordata, Actinopteri, Osteoglossiformes, Osteoglossidae.
AUUUUUUUCUACUGCGAACUCGAAUAUGUACCACAGUACAGAGGUGGAGUAAAACACGUGAGUUCAUGAUCUCCAGUGAAUGAUCAUUGCCUGGUAUUUCACUGUCACUCUGAGACACAUCCAGUUCUGCAGGUGACCUGGAAUGACAGGAUCAGUGAUGAAGAUCAGUUGGUCUGAGUGUCUCUGUUUGAUCCUCCUGCUUCUCCAACAGACCACUGUCUCCACGUUGGAGAGCUUUGAGGUUCUUGGUCCAGCUGAUCCUGUAGUUGCUGUAGCUGGUGAAGAUGUUGUUCUGCCCUGUUACCUCAAACCCAACAUCAGUGCUGUGGACCUGAGUGUCGAGUGGUUCAGGGUUCAGACCAAAGACCCACUUGUACAUCUUUACCAGGAUCAUGAGGACAGAAAUGAGAAUCAGAUCCCAUCUUACAGGAGAAGGACAUCACUGUUCCCUGAGGAACUGAGGAACGGAAACACUUCAUUAAAAGUUAAAAAUUUGCGAGGAUCUGACAAUGGAGAGUAUAAAUGUCUUGUCCAGUCGGGGAAAUUUUAUGACGAUUCUUCCAUUGAAGUUCAUAUUAAAGCUGUAGGAACCCAACCAGUGAUCUCCAUCGAGGGAUAUAAAGAAGGAGGGAUCAGUCUGGUGUGUGAAUCUAAAGGCUGGUACCCUCAGCCUGAAGUGGUCUGGAUGGACAGUGAAGGACACAGUCUCCCUGCUGGACACACAGAGACACACACAGACAGUAUGGACCUCUUCAUCUUGAGACGACGUGUUAUUGUACAGGAGACAGAGAUCAACAGGUUCACCUGUCGAGUUCUACAAGAGGACUUAAAUGAAAUAAAAGAGACAAUGACUGAAAUCCCUGGUGAGAUGUUUCAUCGUGCCCAUCCCUGGAAGGUGACGUUUGCUGUCAUCUUCAGUCUGUCUGCUGUUGGUAUUAUUGGAUGCACAGUUUUGAUUCACCGUUUUGUAAAACUGCGGCAAAAGAGAGCUCAGAUCAAAGAACAGUAUGAACAGAUCACCAGUGAACUGAAACUUCUGAAGGCACAAAGAUACGCAGUUGAUGUGACUCUGAACCCUGAUACAGCACAUCCUAAACUCAUCCUGUCUGAGGACAGGAAACAAGUGAGACGUGGAGACACAUGGCAGGAUCUCCCUGACAACCCAGAGAGGUUUAAAUGCUGGAAAAGUGUCCUGGGAAAAGAGAGGUUUUCUUCAGGGAAAUGUUACUGGGAGGUGAAGGUUGGGGACAAGACUGACUGGACUUUAGGAGUGACCAUAGAGUCUAUAGACAGGAGGGAGUAUUUUCCACUGAAUCCUAGUGGUGGUCUCUGGGCUCUCAAACUGGAUAGUGGGAAUAAAUACGAGGCUCUCGCUGACCCCCCUGUGUCCCUCCCCCUGAGUGUGAAGCCCCGGAAGGUGGGGGUGUUUGUGGACUAUGAGGAGGGUCAGGUGUCCUUUUACAGUGUGGAGGACAAGUCUCAUAUCUACACUUUCACUGGAUAUAAAUUCACUGAGAAGCUCUAUCCAUUCUUCUGGCCAGGCUUCCGGAACUCAGCCCCACUCAUCAUAUCUCCUGUGAGUCACACAGACUGAAGAAACUGAAUUUAGCUUUAAUGUUCAGGUCAUGGUGUUAUAUUCUGAUUUAAUUCCCAUUCGGGGUUUGGAAUAUCUCCAUCGAAACAUGCCUUUUGUUCUGUACAUUGCGUUGCUUUUAAAUAAAUAUUGUUUAACAGCAGCUAUGUUUUAAAGUUCCAACAUGUGGAAAUAAAAGAGAAUCACGUCAUGCAAAAUUCAUUAAUUUCCAAAUAUGAACAUUAACAAGCCUGUUCAAUAUAUUUGCAUGUUGUAUCCGAAUCGACGAUUCCUGAUCACCUUACUAUUGUAUUGUCUUCCUUGAUCCUUUCUCAGUAGUCUU